This is a messenger RNA of Peromyscus eremicus (cactus mouse), 1814 nucleotides long. RefSeq names its product TTL family tubulin polyglutamylase complex subunit L1 (gene Ttll1). Gene Ontology annotation, molecular function: tubulin binding; tubulin-glutamic acid ligase activity. Bases 188 to 1459 code for a protein of 423 amino acids. NCBI's taxonomy places the organism in Eukaryota, Metazoa, Chordata, Mammalia, Rodentia, Cricetidae. The transcript has 11 exons. Gene Ontology annotation, biological process: microtubule cytoskeleton organization; protein polyglutamylation. The record is from RefSeq and is a predicted model, not a curated record. Gene Ontology annotation, cellular component: cilium.
GGAGAUUGCGCACGCGCAGAAGGGCGCGACGGUGGAGCAUCAGGGCGGUUUAGCUCCUGCUGCCCAGUCCCGGCCUGCACCUCUCAGCAUCCCUCUUCGGAACUCCUGGGACUUGCUUUAUGCCGUCCGAUUGCUUGACGCUGAGAGAUUCUGCACACUCCAGGAACUGCAGAAGGACCUAUGGAUCAUGGCGGGAAGGGUGAAGUGGGUCACUGACAUUGAGAAGUCGGUACUGAUCAACAACUUUGAGAAGAGAGGGUGGAUCCAAGUGACAGAGAAUGAAGAUUGGAAUUUCUACUGGAUGAGUGUGCAAACCAUUCGCAAUGUGUUCAGCGUGGAAACUGGGUACCGGCUCUCAGAUGACCAGAUCGUCAACCACUUCCCCAACCACUAUGAACUGACCCGCAAGGACCUGAUGGUGAAGAACAUUAAGAGAUACAGGAAGGAACUGGAGAAGGAAGGAAGUCCUCUGGCAGAGAAAGACGAGAAUGGGAAAUACCUCUAUCUGGACUUUGUCCCCGUCACCUACAUGCUCCCCGCUGACUACAACCUGUUUGUGGAGGAGUUCCGGAAGAGCCCAUCCAGCACCUGGAUCAUGAAGCCUUGCGGCAAAGCCCAGGGGAAGGGCAUCUUCCUUAUCAACAAGCUCUCACAGAUCAAAAAGUGGUCCCGGGACAGCAAGACGUCCUCGUUUGUGUCUCAGUCCACAAAAGAAGCUUACGUGAUCUCCCUCUAUAUCAAUAAUCCAUUACUCAUCGGCGGGAGGAAGUUUGACCUGCGGCUGUAUGUCCUAGUAUCCACGUACCGCCCACUGCGCUGUUACAUGUACAAGCUUGGCUUCUGCCGUUUCUGCACGGUGAAGUACACCCCGAGCACCAGUGAGCUGGACAACAUGUUCGUCCACCUUACCAAUGUAGCCAUCCAGAAGCACGGGGAGGACUACAAUCAUAUCCAUGGCGGCAAGUGGACUGUUAACAACCUGCGACUCUACCUGGAGAGCACCCGAGGCAGAGAGGUGACCAGCAAACUGUUUGACGAAAUCCACUGGAUCAUCGUGCAGUCUCUCAAGGCCGUGGCGCCAGUGAUGAACAAUGACAAGCACUGCUUUGAAUGCUACGGCUACGACAUCAUCAUCGAUGACAAGCUGAAGCCCUGGCUGAUCGAGGUUAACGCAUCCCCGUCUCUUACCUCCAGCACCGCCAACGAUCGAAUCCUUAAGUACAACUUGAUCAAUGACACCCUCAACAUCGCGGUCCCCAACGGCGAGAUCCCCGACUGCAAAUGGAACAAGUCUCCUCCCAAGGAAGUUCUCGGCAACUAUGAAAUCCUGUACGACGAGGAGCUGGCCCAGGGUGACGGGGCUGACAGAGAGCUCAGAAGCCGCCCAGGCCAGCCGGUGGGGCCCAGAGCAGGCCGCUCGAGAGAGUCGGGGAGAAAUGUCCUCACGACCUGGAAGUGACCAGCAUUGGGAAGAAAGACCCCCAGCUUCCCGCAAUUGCUCCACCCAGACUCUGCUCAACAUAUAUUUUGGGAUUUCCUUUUUCUAGAGUGCUUUCCUGAGCCCUUGUAAAUAAAGACACUCUGCAAGGUGGAAGACUCCAUGUCAUCAGGGCUCAUACACGCUCUUGAAAAUGACAGCGUCAGUGUGUGAUGUAACAUCCUUUUUUUAAAGAUUUAUUUUAUUAUUUUUAUUUUUUGAGAUAGGUAUCCCUGGCUGGCCUGGAACUUGUUAUAUAGACCAGGCUGGCUUGGAACUCCCAGAGGUCCACCUGCCUCUGUCUCCCAAGUGCUGGGAUUAAAGAUGUACACCAUCA